CAACCGCAACUCUGAGAAGCCAGAAACUGCUGCGAAUUCAGCAUUAGGCAGAACGCACACAACUUUAUAUCCGUCGCGUAGUGAUGACGUUACGCUAGCGCUGUGAAGAGAAGCAGGGCAAGGCUCAGAAGCGGCCCUUUUGAUUGGCUUCCAGUCUGGCGCGCGGUCUCUUGGGAUCCGGAAGAAGUUGUCUUUCCGCACGGAAGUCGGCUGCUUUGAGUCAUUAGAGUGAGCCACGCCGAGUCUGUGGGAAUAAGAUGGCGGGGAAGAAGAAUGUUCUGUCGUCCCUGGCAGUUUACGCAGAAGAUUCAGAGCCCGAAUCUGACGGCGAGGCUGGAGUCGAAGCGGUGGGCAGCGCAGCUGAAGAGAAAGGUGGGUUGGUAUCUGAUGCCUAUGGAGAGGACGACUUUUCUCGCCUAGGGGGUGAUGAAGAUGGUUAUGAGGAAGAAGAGGACGAAAACAGCAAACAGUCGGAAGAUGACGAUUCAGAGACUGAAAAACCUGAGGCUGAUGACCCAAAGGAUAAUGCAGAAGUAGAAAAGCGAGACCCCCAGGAAUUAGUUGCCUCCUUUUCUGAAAGAGUCCGGAACAUGUCACCUGAUGAAAUCAAGAUCCCUCCAGAACCCCCUGGCAGAUGUUCAAAUCACUUACAAGACAAGAUCCAGAAGCUUUAUGAGCGAAAGAUAAAGGAGGGAAUGGAUAUGAACUACAUUAUCCAAAGGAAGAAAGAAUUUCGGAACCCCAGCAUCUACGAGAAGCUGAUUCAGUUCUGUGCCAUUGAUGAGCUUGGCACCAACUACCCAAAGGAUAUGUUUGACCCCCAUGGCUGGUCUGAGGACUCCUACUACGAGGCGUUAGCCAAGGCCCAGAAGAUUGAAAUGGACAAAUUGGAAAAGGCCAAAAAGGAGCGAACCAAAAUUGAGUUUGUGACAGGCACCAAGAAAGGCACCACAACCAACGCCACGGCCACCACCACCACCACCGCCAGCACUGCUGUUGCAGAUGCCCAAAAGAGAAAGAGCAAAUGGGACUCAGCCAUCCCAGUGACAACGAUAGCCCAGCCCACCAUCCUCACCACCACAGCCACUCUGCCAGCUGUUGUCACAGUCACCACCAGCGCUAGUGGCUCCAAGACCACCGUCAUCUCUGCCGUGGGCACCAUUGUGAAGAAGGCCAAGCAGUGACCUGAGGAGCUACCUUGAGACUCGGAAGGACUGUGUAGCCCAGUACCGCUGCCCACUGGGGAAGUGCCACUUUAUAUAUUUCAGGACUGGGACCUGCUCCCCAGACACCACCUGAGAGGAGCUUCUUUGUGACAUUCCAACCAGAAGAAGGACAUUGCAGCACAGGAAUGGAGCACUGCAGACAGUGUCCAUGCACCACUUAGGGUCUGUCGCCCUAUUAAAGGAGGCGUGCUCUGACAUUCUGGCAUCUCAGGUGCAUUGGCCUCUCCUCCAGUCUGUUUUCAGGCAAAUUCAAAAGCUCAAGUGUCGCUCUGUCUUCUCGGUUGGAAUUAUUGCCAUGGGGAUGACAGUGACAGCAGGGUGCUGCUCAGAGGGGUCGCCCAUGAAGUCACCAUGUCAUUCUCAGCGUGUACCUCUUGCCAUGGGCAGGUGGGACCCCAGGGUCAGGUGAGACCCUAUAUUCCCCCCAUCUGCUGCCCUGAUCCUCAAACCCAGCCAGUUCUCAGCAAAAGCGGAGGCCUCUGUUCCCUUGGGUGCUCUUGAGCACGCCCCAGACCAGACUGCUUCUUGGACACACCCAGGCUUUUGAAGUCAAGCCAGUUACCAGAAGGGCUGGAGUGAGAUCCCGGACCGCACAGGGAGGGAAGGCAUCGGAGCCUGGCCUAGGCUACCCCAGUCCCUCGGUGCCUGUGAGCACAGCCAGCAGGAGCAGAGCAGCGAAAGGAUGAAUCACCACCUCCUCUGGCCGGGGGCAGCUCUUGUUUACGGGAAAGCCCUGCUCCUGGGAGGGCUCCUGCCACCCCGCCCUUCCUCUCCCUGUUAUCUCUGCCCCACAGCAGCCCCUAGGCAGCGCCAGUGGCCACUGGGCUUCUUCUAGGGCCAAAACAGGUUUCCCAGCCAUCACUAGCCUGAAAGUCCGGAGGGAACCUUUUACCUUUAUUGAUCUUUGGCAGCUCUCCCUCCCUCCCACUCCCCGGAAGUGGCAAGUGUCAGAGAAGGAAGCCGGGCUGUGAAGAGCUAUGUUGCUUCCGUGCAACCGGUGGAGGUUUAGAAAGAUGGUCCUGAAAUUGCCUGGUACUGUUGUGUGGCCUGAGGACUAUAACGAACUCUGCCGUGCGGUCCACAAAGUAAAAUAUUGAGUCUACUUGUCCCCCUGCCCCCACAUACACUGAGGCUCUUCAGGAGGUGGUUCUCACUCUCCCUCCUUGGAGGGACUUCACAGCCCUGGGGAGAGGUGCUGCCACCCGAUCAUCCCCAAGAUGUCUCUGAAAAGCCUUCCUGCCCUGCAGCGUCUGGCGGGAGCCCUCUCAUGGGCUGGGACGCCGUGGAGGCCCUGUGGGAGGCAGCGUGGCUCAGUGGAAAGAACCGUGAAUGUGUAGUCGACACUCAUGGUCUGGAGGCCCAGUCUACAGCAAGUUGUAUGGUCCUGGGCCCUUAACCUCUGUACGCCUGUUUCCUUCUCUGGCAUAUCACAGAAAUAAAGUUUCCUAAGGUG
This is a messenger RNA of Microcebus murinus (gray mouse lemur), 2679 nucleotides long. It is a transcript of the gene SAP30BP, whose product is annotated as SAP30 binding protein. Lineage: Eukaryota; Metazoa; Chordata; Mammalia; Primates; Cheirogaleidae. Gene Ontology annotation, cellular component: nucleus. The record is from RefSeq and is a predicted model, not a curated record. Gene Ontology annotation, biological process: regulation of DNA-templated transcription.